Molecule: messenger RNA, 1412 nt
Organism: Gambusia affinis (western mosquitofish)
Lineage: Eukaryota; Metazoa; Chordata; Actinopteri; Cyprinodontiformes; Poeciliidae
Gene: hoxa2b
Product: homeobox A2b
Exons: 2
Coding region: 235-1218 (327 amino acids)
Biological process (GO): regulation of DNA-templated transcription
Molecular function (GO): DNA-binding transcription factor activity, RNA polymerase II-specific; DNA binding
Source: RefSeq, a predicted model, not a curated record
GUGACUUCUCUUGAUAAAAAGAAAAAAAAAGAAAAAAAAUACCUAAAUUGUCAUUGGGCAGAAGCAAUCAUGUGACAAGCGGAACGCUCUAAUUCCAAGCAUGUCUCCAUGAAAGCAGUACUCCAUGGCGCAGAGGUCUCCACACGACUGUCAGAAUAAACAGCGUUUUAAUUCCCGAUCGCUUGUUUCUACGCAGAAUCUGCACGCUGUUUCCAGAACGAGGAGCAGGAGGAGAUGAAUUACGAAUUCGGGCGAGAAAGCGGUUUCAUCAACAGCCGGCCUUCGCUCGCUGAGUGCCUGACAUCUCUCACUAACCCCGUCGGUGAUGCGUUUCAAAGUCCAUCAAUCAAGGGCUCGACACUGAUUCCUCCUUCCCCCUUUGAGCAGACUAUCGGCGACUCGAAGCCCAGCGUCCACCCACGCUGCAAGCGGGCUCUGAAAGGCUGCGGUCCGCUGCGGGGUGCGUCCCUGCCCACGGAGUACCCCUGGAUGAAGGAGAAGAAAAGCUUCAAGAGGAGCCAGACUACCGCUUCUUCAGCCGCUGCCGCAGCAUCUGACCUCUCUCCCCAAGUUUCUCCUGAGAGACCAGAGACUGCGGAGUUUGUGGGGACAUCCAGGAGACUGAGGACCGCGUACACCAAUACCCAACUCCUGGAGCUGGAGAAGGAGUUUCAUUUUAACAAAUACCUCUGCAGACCCAGGCGGGUAGAGAUAUCUGCGCUGUUGGAUUUAACGGAGAAGCAGGUGAAAGUGUGGUUUCAGAACAGGCGAAUGAAGCACAAAAGGCAGACCCACUGCAAGGAGAACAGGGACAGCGAUGGCAAGUAUUCUGCGGGACUCGGGGACGAGUUGGAACCGGCUGAGGAAAGCGGCGAGGACUGCGCGCACCUGCAGAAGGAGCGGUCCGGCCUCCGCCAACACACACUGACUUCACAACGGCGUCAAAAUGGACACAAUGGGCAGGACCACAGCCCUCCGAGCUGCACUGAGAAAAAUCUAAAGCAUCUUAGCAGCCCAGCACCCAUCUGCGUGUCAACAAUAGGCCCGGACAAUGCUCAGUCCGCCGGCCUGGACGCCUCUAUGCAGGAUUACAUUUUCUCCUCAUCGGCCUCUUUCUCAUCGGAUUCAUCACAGAGUCCGUUGCCUUUAUCAUCUGUAACUUUUGACCUUUUGUCAGAGACACUCACAACAAUGGACCUGCAAAAUCUCAGCUACUGAAAUCUGUUUGUUUUUUGUUUUUUUAAAAUUAUUAUUAUUAAAUGCACUCAUUUCGUUUAUCGUGUGUGUGGAAGAUAAAAAAAAAGACCUCGCAAAAAAGGUGAGUUAAUGGACAUUUUUCAACACACAUUCUGGUUUAUUUUUAUAUGGAUCUGAUAUUAUUAUAUUUCUUGAAAUAAACUUUUACAAUUAUA